AUGCUUCUCAACCCAGCCAAUCAUUUUCCAUGUGAAGCCGCGUUACAACUGACCAAUACUAGGGCCGAGAUGUUUAGUUAUAAUGAAGACCAGCUCCAAAAUUACACAGACUAUUUUACAGACUGGGAUACGCCGCCACAGCAAAUAGAAGGUCAAAAGCAAAUCCAAUACGAACCAGAAAAAAGCACAACUCAUCCAUACUCACUGCAGGGAAAACCACUAGAUAAUCGAAGGGAGAAAAAUAGGGAAAGAGAGCGGAAAAGACAGCAACGUUUGAAAGAAGCUUUUGAAGUCCUUCGCACGGUGAUACCCGACUACUUUUCGGGAAUUGAACCCGGAGAAAGGCUCACUUACAUUAAAACUUUAAGGCUGGCGAAGAAAUAUAUCGCUUCACUACAUCAAUUGUUAGGAAACAGUUAGUUUAGUUCAUCUGAACUCUAAACCUUUUGAUUCCCAUGAGUGACCAAGACAGAAUUUCUCCUUACAACAUUAAUACAAUAUCAACCAAAAAAGUGAUGAGAAUAAAGAAAAAUAUCAAUCUGGGGAUAAUUAGUUGAUCCAAUACUAAAUUCUCUGAACUAACAUUAUAAGAAUUGUAUAGUUGACAGUGAGGGGAAUUAAAAAUUUGAUCUGGGGGUUAAAAGGUUAACACAACUUUCCUCAUUUACAGUGCUGCACCACUAUACUUUGUAUGUUAUAGUCUUCCCUGAAACAGUAUCUUCUAACUCCAAUAUCUCUUAACCCCUUAACUGGGUUCAUACAUUGCAUAAAAAAACAUAAAUCUUUGAAGUAACUUUGUCUCUCCAUCCAACUCUCUCAUUGAUUCCUUGCUUCAACUUCAGAUCAACUCAUCUUGGUUAAAAACGUUUUUAGAGGUGACAUUCCCAAACAGAAACAAAAAAAGAGCAAUAGGCAUUGUUUAGUAGUAGCCUCGUUUCAGUGUUUAAACUAAAAGGAAGGACGUUUGUAAUAACAAGCCAGUUGAUGUACCACUUGAUGGCAGAUAUUAUUCCUUCGCAACUAAACAGAGGACGUUAGAGUGAUCGUGAGCUUAUAUGCUACACUCCCAGAAACAUUUGCUGGGACGUUUAUUGCCUUCCCGCUCUUCUUCGUGACAAAGGCCCAUCCCCUUUUCGCGAAAUAAGUUCCCGCUAAAAUCAAUAGGAACAAUAAGGUAAUUAUGUCUGAGAGUAAAGCCUUCCAGCACUUUCCGAGCCAAAAUACAAUCACACUGUAUAAAUAAUUUCAUAUUUAAUUAUGACAACCGCUAAAUGUAAUAUGACCAACACUCCAUAUGAGUAUGGCAUAAUUAGCCACGAUUCUUCAAAACAGGGCAGAGUACAUUAUGGCAUACCUCAAAUUGAAUCUAGUAAGAAAGAACUGGCUCAUGAACAUCAGAACAUCCAAAUAUUGAUGAUACUGAUGUCUGAUAAUAAGAUGUAA
Pocillopora meandrina is the source of this 1443-nucleotide messenger RNA. The record is from the annotation of a GenBank genome assembly. NCBI's taxonomy places the organism in Eukaryota, Metazoa, Cnidaria, Anthozoa, Scleractinia, Pocilloporidae.